Plodia interpunctella (Indianmeal moth) is the source of this 5345-nucleotide messenger RNA. RefSeq lists its product as uncharacterized. Lineage: Eukaryota; Metazoa; Arthropoda; Insecta; Lepidoptera; Pyralidae. The coding region runs from base 260 to 2911 and encodes 883 amino acids. Gene Ontology annotation, molecular function: protein binding. The transcript is spliced from 6 exons. The record is from RefSeq and is a predicted model, not a curated record.
CCAGUCUUAAAUGUAGCAUCGGUGCACGGCUACGUUUCUCCAGCGAUCUGAAGUUGUUCUCUAGCUUUUUGUGUAGUGAAACUUAUUAAUUCAGUACUUACUGAAAUAAAUUGUGAAAGAUACACGUCAGGGAGCACCAAGCAGGAAUUUUGGAUUUUUCUUGCUUUGAGGACUAUAUAAACUUUGUUUUUGUACCGGUGCCGGCGUACUAAUUGCUGUUUGCGGAGAAGAAUCCAGCAUGGUGUGAGCUCGGCCGAGGAUGCGGUGGUUCAAGAAGGGCGAGCCGCCGCGGCUGCUUGCUGUGUCGCCCGAGACAGAGCCGAGGACCGCGCGACGCUCCCGCAUUGAUAUGUCACCGGUUCGCUACGCUCAAAGAAAGAGUAGCGGGAGCUCGGUGGAAACGAAUUUCUACAAUCUCAGCGACCAGAUUAUAAUCGUCGAAAAAUCGCCACAACAAAAUCGAAGUGGUGAAACUCCAGUUACACGUCGCAUAUCACUUCAGAACGGUUCAACCUCACCGCAGGAAAGCUAUAACGCUAGUUGCAAAAACCGCGGAGCCUCUUUAGAGAAAGAGUACAUGAUAUAUCGAGAAAAGCGGAAUCCGUUACUCGAUAAAGUGAAAAAUACCAAACUGUCAUGUUUCAAAUCGAGUGGGCCCUUGCGGUACAGAGACGACGCUGCUUCAACUUCUGGAAGUGAUUGCAGUGGAUUUGGCCACAUCGAAGAAAACCAAAGUCGAUAUUGCAUUAACUAUCCAGAAACUCAUAUAGAAUUCGAGAACCAAAAUCCUUGGGUAAAAAUGUCCACUUACGAUAACGAUGUAUUUUUUCCUAAAAGUAUGACCAGUCCUAUAGAAUCUAAUUGGAGAGAAGGAAAAUCGUUUACAAACAGAGGUACUAGAUGCUAUAGCUCUGGGUCAGAAUGCGAUCGUUAUAACUAUGGAAUACCUAAAUCUGGUGCAAAAUUGUCAAAGUCCAGUGAUCAAAUUUUCAAUGAUGAUUAUGAAACUUAUGAUGCACCAAUUGCAUUGAAAUCUCAAAAAAAGACUGACAAAUUUAAGGGUAAAGAUGAAAAAGAUACCAUUGGACCAAGUUCGUGUCUUUCAGCUAAACUAAGAGCUAUGUCUGAUAGGUACUUAAAGAGUUCAAAUAAAUUCCUUUCAAAAUUAUAUAAGCAAAACGGUGAACAUGAAGAAGAAAUUAAUGGCAGCAGUGAUAACAUUUUGAAAACAGCUAGCAUUAAUAAAAGUCGAAAGAAAAGAAGUGGUGUAAAGGCAAAAUUACGCAGUUUUUCAUAUGGAGCUUUACCAGGUUUAGAUGAAUUCCAAAAAAGUCAAAAUUCUGUAUUCCACGAUGAUGUUUACCAAGUAUCAUGUGACGAUGAAAACAUAUUGUUAAAAGACUGCGAGGAUGCUGAUUCUGGUAUACUAGUCAAUGAAUCAACAGCAUCGUCAAUAUUUGACAGUGAUAGACUGUCAUCUAGAUGUGAAAGUUCAGCGUCUCAUGCUCACCCUGCACCCUGCCAUGGGAGAAGCAUAUCCGGGGAUCAAAGUUAUAUAAAACCUCGAGCAUCUGGUAGAUUGAGUAGAGAAAGAAACGAUUGUCCAAGGCCUAGACCUCGUCACAACCAAAGAGCAUUAUCAUUAGAUCGCAAAGAAAUUCUUAGGCGAAUGCCAAAGAAUAAUAUCGAAUCAGAACCUCAGUAUCUUCAACUCACGGAAAAACAAAAAAUGCGUCAACGUGAUGUAAGCUCGGGUGACACAGGUAUACCACCCAUUCCUCCCUGCAGAAAGCUUUCCAGAGACGGCAAAACAGAAAAAGUUCCAUCUGAAUUUAAAGUAGUCAGAAUUUUGAGACGAAACCCCACUGAUGAAUUGGGCAUCUUUAUAGCCAAAACAAAGCUCUCGGAUGAAGGCCAUAUCGGAUAUUUAGUGGCACACGUUGUUCCAGGUGGUCUUGCUGAAAAAGAGGGAACAUUACGAAUCGGCGAUGAAUUGGUUAAUGUUAACGGCCGCAGACUCCGUGAUCUGACAAUGAGUGAAGCAAAAGAAGCGCUAAAAUCUGGAUCAUCUGAAAUCGAUAUAGUAAUAUGUCGACAACGUGAUAAACCAGAUCCCAAAAAAAGAGAUUCUAUGCAAAAAUCUGUGACACUGAUGCGGGAGAGUUCUGUUGAUUAUGAAAACGCGAUCAUAUUGGGAAAGGAAAAACGCGUUGAUAAAUAUGACGUCAGAAUAGACCGGCGGGCGUCGCAGGACGAGCCGGCGUGUAAUCGCAGCACGCUAUCAGCUGCGGACGAGGCGAGCGACAAUGCGCCGAGCGCACACACGCAUUUCCUCAAAGGCCAGAACGCGAGUUACAGCAGCAUGAAUAACAAGCUGCUACGCCGACAAGUCGUGAGCUACGGUGGUGCCAAUAAAGACGAACUCGCUCUCAGCUGUGUUAGUGAUGUAGUAGACGUUGACGUGCCGGACUGUACCGAUCGUAUAAAAGUCAGACAUGACAGUGAUUGUGAAACGCAAAACCCAAAUACGGCAAACUUUUGUACGCUCCCGAGAAAACCGCGAGCGCCUACGCACACCUACCACACUAUUACUUUUGAGAAAGGACCUGGAAAGAAACCGCUCGGCUUCACCAUUGUGGGGGGGCGUGACUCUCCUAGAGGACCUCUCGGGAUCUUUAUAAAAAGUAUACUCCCACAAGGGCAAGCAGUCGACGAUGGACGGUUAAAAGCAGGAGACGAGGUGCUGGCGGUGAACGGGCAGGCGUGCCACGAACUAGCCCACGUGGAAGCCCUAGGGCUCUUCAAGGCAGUCAGAGCUGGCUCCAUAGAACUGAGGAUCUGCAGAAGGGUUAAGAAUUCUCAAUCAACCAAAGCAAAAUCCUGCACUGAUUUACUGAAUGACGACGAAUGAAGUACAUGUAAUGGAAUUAAAAUUAUUGUAAAUAUUGUAAUUUAUUGGAAUACGGCAUGAACUUUAAACGCAUGAAUGAUUUUUAUAAAAUUAAUGGUUAAUAAUGUACAAAUUGUUAUUGAAAUUGGGUUGAAAUGUGAUCAAUUUUUUUUUAAUCAGGCAUGUUGAUAUUGUUGGAAUUUGUAAUUCAAAUAAUGUCAAUAAAAUUUUACAACAGCUAUCCUAGAUGUACCUUACAAAUAUUUUUUUAAAAUUUAAUUUAGAUUACAUAUAAUUAUUUUUAUUCGUCAAAGGUAUAUAGUGGGAUGUUUCAUAGAGUUGUAUGUAAUACAUAAACUUGAUGUUCGUCAAUACAUUAAAGCAAGACUUUUUGUAAUUUAGUCAGGGACGUCAGAAUAAACUUGCUACAUUAUAAAUUUUAUAAUAAGUAUCUUUAAUUAGUCUUGUUCCUUCUAUGUGCCAUUUUAUUAUUCGAGCACUAUCCUGCAUCUGUCUGUUUUGUAAAGUACUAUAAUCUAUGGUCACGUUUAUAGAUUUAAGAAUAUAUGACAGUUAAGAAGCGUUUAGAUUGGGAUCUAUUGGCGAGUUGAAGGAAUAUUGGAUCCUAUAAACUAUUUCAUAGUAGAAUAAAAUACCGAUUUUAUAAUAAUAAUCCGAUCAUUUUCUAAGCUCAUACAGAAAAUCCUGUCCUUAAGUUGUACCUGAAAUUUAUUUUUAUUAAUUCUUUAUAGUGGUGGUAGAGUGUGAAUUUUUCUAAUAAAAUAAUUAUAAAAUUCUGAUUGGGAUAUAAAAAUUAUUUACAUAAUUUAGGAAUUUCAUUGCACGUUUACUAUAUUCCAAUUUCCAUUCGCAAUAGUGUGACACCUACUAUUUUAGUACGCUGUAGACAGUAAAAUACAUAAUUUUCAUAAUUAUACGCUUGAAAAAACGGUGUAAUGGAAUUUCGUUAUCUAUCGGAGAUCUACGAUAGGUUAUAAACCUUGGGCUCCGACGCUCAACAGCUGAAAAGGAACCGGGAAAACGCUCAGAUGAGAGAGUAAAAGUACUUAGUCAUAGUGACUUAUUGUGGCCUCUGAUUAUUGAGGUCUAAUUUUGUAAAGCUCAAAUUUGGAAUAAAUAUUUCUUUACCUAAACUGAUAAAUUAUUCCAAAGAUAAGAAUUAGGUAUUUGUGUAUCGUAAGGAAUUCUUCAGAUACCUUUCUCAAUAACUGAGAUAACGUAUUUAGGAGAUUACGGGAAAAAAUAUUAAUAAUGAUAUGAAUUAUAUUUUAUAAUGUAAGUUUAUUCCUUUUUAGGACUUUUGUUUGAUAUGGAACAUAUAAUUAUCUCAUAGAGAUAUGUUAUUUUUAUGCAAUUAUAAAAAUCAAAUAUAGUAAAUUCUGUUUUAGAACAUUCUUAUAAAAAUUCAAAAACUCUAUUAGCACAUACUAUUUCAUGUAUCACUGUAUCUAAGUAAUUAUAUAUUAGAAAUUAUGUCCUUUUUGUGCAAUAAAUUUGUUAAAUGCAGUAUACAGGGUGAUUUCUUAUACAUGGGCAUUAUUUUAUCUAAAUACUCAGUCGAUGGUACUGAACAACUUUUCGAAUAGAGGAAAACCUUGAAAUCGCGAAAAAGAAAUCAACUGCGUUCCAUAAAUUUUCCACAACUUAGGUUUUUUUUUGUAUACAACAGCUGACUUCUUUCUUUCGCGAUUUCGGAGUUACUCCCAUACUAAAAGUUGUUCAGAAUCAUGGACUGAGCAUGUAGACAAAAUAUAGCCAACGUAUAAAAAGUCACCUGUAUAUAGGUAUGUUGUAAUAAAAUUUGAAUUUGUGAUUUGGCUACUGUAGAUUAAAUGAUUAAAUACAAGGAGAAAAUUAAUCAAUUCGUGCAUGGGUUUACACAAAUAAAUAUUAUAUGGAAAAAUGUUCCAGUGAAAAUUAUGUCUUACAUUUAUAUCUUGAAAAUUAUAAUUGUUUGCACCAAAUAGCAUAUGAACCGAAUAUAAAUGUUACCUAAAAUUUGUUAUGUUAUAUAUUUUAGGUAUAAUUUAUAUACUGUAUUAAUUACUUAAAAUUGAUUCUCAGAUCUAUCUGUCAAUUAACUGACUGGGUAGCAAUCAACAAAGGAUAGGUAGGAUGCAAAAUAUAUUUGGCAUUGUACCUGGUUGCCCCUAUUAUACGUAUACGUUACCCAUUUUAUGUAACUUUUCAGGUUGGACUUUAGUUACUUUAUAUAUAAGUAUAUUCUUCAAAAAUUACAAAUUUAACCGAUUUCGGUAUCUACUGCCAUUCUACUGCAUUCAAAUAUUCGAGAAUGUUUCGAAGCUUAGGUAAAUGAUAGAUUGACAAAAUAAAAUGUAGACUUGUAGAUAUAGGUUGCAUCAUACAUAUCAAAUUGUAGCUACACUAUGAUAAUUACUUUCAUUAUUGUUCAAAAUAAACUAUUAAAAUUAAA